Podospora pseudocomata is the source of this 264-nucleotide messenger RNA. RefSeq lists its product as uncharacterized. NCBI's taxonomy places the organism in Eukaryota, Fungi, Ascomycota, Sordariomycetes, Sordariales, Podosporaceae. The coding region runs from base 1 to 264 and encodes 87 amino acids. The record is from RefSeq and is a predicted model, not a curated record. The transcript has a single exon.
AUGAAUACUAACACCUCUCAGCUCACCACCCUCGCUAUACUUGCUCUCGCAGCAGUAGGCCUUGCCCUCCCAGCCACCCCCGAUGCUACAACAACACCCGACGAGCAGCUAGGCCAUCUUGACUGCCCCAUUGCAGACUUGAACGUGGCCAAAGAAUGUGAAGACUACGGCUUCUACUGCGAAGACGAUGGGUCGGUUCAAGCCGUCGAAGCUGGGUUUGAAGAGUCACCUUGCUUUGAAUGGUGCAAGUGUGUUCGUUUGUGA